ACAUGACGUCAGAACCUGCGCAAGAUCAGGGGGCGUAGAACCGCCAUCUUGUCAGGUCUGUUUACUUCCGUUAUCCCAACCGUCAGCAUCUGUCCGAUUUCCUUGUCAUCCUACGAAUCUUCGUAAUUUUAGGGAACCAAGAGUAAAGAUAAAGACAUCGACUUGUUUCAAUCAACGUAGUUUUGGUUGCUUUCGCGUAAAGAACUGUGAACGAGGCGUUUUUUCAGAGCGGAAGUGAGAUCGCCGGUCGGCAGCUUGUUUCAUCAUGGGAACGAAGGACGACGAGUACGAUUACCUGUUCAAAGUUGUUCUGAUUGGUGACUCCGGAGUCGGGAAGAGUAACCUGCUCUCACGUUUCACGCGGAAUGAGUUUAACCUGGAGAGUAAGAGCACGAUAGGCGUGGAGUUCGCCACGCGGAGCAUCCAGGUGGACGGGAAAACCAUCAAGGCGCAGAUCUGGGAUACCGCCGGACAGGAGCGAUACCGAGCCAUCACCAGCGCUUACUACAGAGGAGCGGUGGGCGCCCUGCUAGUAUACGACAUCGCCAAACACCUUACAUACGAGAACGUGGAGCGCUGGUUGAAGGAGCUACGGGAUCAUGCCGACAACAACAUCGUCAUCAUGCUCGUCGGGAACAAGAGCGACUUGCGGCAUCUACGGGCUGUGCCCACGGACGAAGCCAAGGCAUUCGCAGAGAAGAAUAGUCUAUCCUUCAUCGAGACUUCAGCUUUAGACUCAACCAAUGUUGAGACCGCUUUCCAGAACAUUCUGACAGAAAUCUACCACAUUGUCUCACAAAAGCAAAUUCGCGACAGCCCCGGAGACGACGAGUCCCCGAGCACGAACGUGCAGACCAUCACGGUCGCGCCCACCACGGACGCAGACACCAAGAAAAAGCUGGCCUGCUGUCAGCAGUAAAGGCUGCAGAACCAGACUUCUUAAACAGCAUCGUAACUGUGCUGUCCUCUCCUUAUCUUUUACCUGUAGGACAAGUUCAGCCAGUCCUUGUGCAACUUCCCAUGUUCAACACUUGUAUUUAUACACCAGGCUAACCAGUCAGCUUCAAGAAUCAGUGAUAAUCACCUGGUUAAUAUGUAAUAAAGUACCACUUGGUCUUGAGUGAAGAAGUAGUUAGGUCUUUUUUUUCGGGGUUUUCAGCUAUAUCUUGAAACAUUAACACUUCCCAGAGUUAUCAUCAACUUAUAUGUUGGAAAGAGAAUUCUUGUAAAAAAACUCUGGUAUUAAGAAUUCACAAGUUCAUCCAAAUUGACGAGGUCCGAAAUACGGGACCGUUUUCAGUUUUCUUGCAUAACUGUACAUAGCACUCUGCACUUCAAAUAUGUCACUGUUUUUAACCAAAAAGAACAUGAACCCAAGACUGUUGAUCAAUGGAAUUUUGCACAUAGACUCUCUCUAGAGAAAUACCUUGCCAUUCGCUUGUAGUCUGCAACCUUAAGAGAAGCAUGUAGUCUAAGCCCUUACGAAACAAAUGUACAAAAAAAAAAAUAGGACCACGCCUAGCCAAGUGUCUUUGGCAAUGCAUGUUUCAGUGUAUGUACGGAGGUAGAAAUGGGUUACGUUGAGAAGUGCAAUAUGUAUUUGCGAGGAUACCAUUCAGAAAAGUUGUAAGGCAUAAAUGGAAUCAUUUACAGUGGAAAACUUCAGCUGACAAGUCUGUGGUCCAGGUUUAAAUUGUUUUACGGGCAAGGUAUACAGGUUCAAAGCGGACUUUGUUGAAAGAAAUAGGCUGAAAAAAGGCGUGGUCUGGCAAUAUCCAAAUGUCUAAUAACGUUCUGAUGUUUAGAGAAAUACUUAGAACUAAGCUUUGCUGUUUCACAUCUCGUAGCAUUUUUACACAUACUUAUAUGUCUACUACUAAGCAAGAUAUUUGUUCAGUUAGAAUUUAUGGAUAAUUUCUCAAUUUGUUAAGUGAAACUUAGUUCUAUAGGUAGGCUAAGAAAUUUAAUCCUGUCUGCAUAAAUUAUUGUCAAAUUCUCUUUUUUCCCUGUUUUUGUAAAAAAAAAAAUCAGAUUUUGUUUCUGGCUGUAUACUAUCCAAGCCAAGACUUGUACAAAUCCAUAUGUAUUGUAAUGACAUUUUUCCAAAUCCUUCACUGUGAUGCACUAAUAUACUGAUGUACGGUAUUAUUCACUUGUCUGUGAUUUCGUGAGUGUCUGGCUUUGUCGUUUGGAAUGCUGCCCCCUACUGAUAUAAUGUCUAACUGCAGAAGUUUAUAUGGGGGACAAAAUCCAGUGGCAGCACAUACAAUGUACACUAUCAGUCAUGAAUUCUAGCAUUACUCGAGAUAGUUGAAAUUCUGCAGUUCAAAGAAAUCCAAUGAAAUUUGCAUGGCUGAAAUACGUCACUGUAAAUUCUGAGAUUAAUGACUUUAUUGCUAGAUUAUAUGGGAUUGACCUUGUGGGUAUAAUAUGUUAUUAUUUAUAGUUCAACUUAUGAUGAUAUGUGAGGGAGUAAUGACUUUGGAUGGAUGAAUCCGAAUGAAUUCCCUCUAAGAACGGAGGGGGGUGAGCAUUCCAAAUGAGAAAGAAAGUCUGUGUAUUAUAACUAUUUACUCACAUAUGCUGUGUUCUAUUUAGACAGAAGUCAACAGUGAAAACCUUGUGCAACAAGCAAACUCACCCCAAAAGCAGGAAAUGUCUAGGAAAGUUUUCAGAUCAGCUGUUCAGUUGUUGGCCUGCAGUUUUUAGCUAUUUCACAAGAGGGCGCUGUUGAGCCAAUACAGUCUGAACAGAACACAGUAUUGAAAACAAGUCCUGGCUUGAUGUGUCUGUGCCUCCCUGCCUGUACACCUCAUCAUCAAUAACAUAAUAAAGAUAAGACAUGAAUUACACUCAAUGUACUCAAUAAAUGUAACAUCGUGA
This is a messenger RNA of Branchiostoma floridae (Florida lancelet), 2883 nucleotides long. RefSeq names its product ras-related protein Rab-11B. NCBI's taxonomy places the organism in Eukaryota, Metazoa, Chordata, Leptocardii, Amphioxiformes, Branchiostomatidae. Gene Ontology annotation, cellular component: recycling endosome. Gene Ontology annotation, molecular function: GTPase activity; GTP binding. The transcript has 6 exons. Bases 266 to 919 code for a protein of 217 amino acids. The record is from RefSeq and is a predicted model, not a curated record. Gene Ontology annotation, biological process: exocytosis.